Messenger RNA from Cynara cardunculus var. scolymus (artichoke), 1861 nucleotides. Its product is annotated as TMV resistance protein N-like. The transcript has 2 exons. Bases 12 to 1724 code for a protein of 570 amino acids. The record is from RefSeq and is a predicted model, not a curated record. Lineage: Eukaryota; Viridiplantae; Streptophyta; Magnoliopsida; Asterales; Asteraceae. Gene Ontology annotation, biological process: defense response; signal transduction. Gene Ontology annotation, molecular function: ADP binding.
CUUCCUUCGUAAUGGUUGUCCUCUCUGAAUUAUUACAAGAAUCUUCAUCUUCUUCCACAACUCAUGGUGGUCGUCAUAAUUAUGACGUCUUUUUGAGUUUUCGGGGUAUCGACACUCGUCUUAGUUUCACUGAUCACCUCCACGAGGCGCUCCUCAAUGCUAACAUCACUACUUUUUUGGACGAUGAAGAGAUYGAAACUGGACUAUCUUUGAAGCCGGAAUUGGAGAGUGCAAUCAAAGCAUCUAGGGCUUCUAUUAUUGUGUUGUCUGAGAAUUAUGCUUCUUCGUCCUGGUGUCUCGAUGAAUUGGUAUUGAUCCUCGAUCAGAAGAGGACCUCYGGCCAUAUGGUUAUCCCCAUCUUCUAUCAUGUCGAGCCCACCGAUGUACGGAAGCAACAAGGCAGCUUUGGAAUUGCUAUGGCAAAACAUAAACAGAGGAUGGAAGCUGAGACGAAUGAGGAGGAAAAACAUCAAUUGGUUGAGAAGAUGAAUAAAUGGAAGAAAGCACUUGAAGAAGUUGCUAAUUUAAAAGGGAAGGAUGCAAAGGGAUGGCAAGAGACUAAGUUUAUUGAAGAAAUCGUUACGGACAUCUACCAUAGAUUAGGUGUACCCUUAAGGACUGCUCUACCGCUUCUUUGUGGGAUGGAAAAGUCUAUACAGUUUAUCACCUCAUGGUUGAAAGAUGGAGCAUUGCAUACCGCUGAUAUUCUCACUAUUUUUGGUUUGGGCGGCAUAGGGAAGACAUCUUUGGCCAGAUAUGUUUACGAGUUACAUUGUCGAUUGUUCGAUAGAAGCAGCUUUAUUGAAGGUGUCAAUGAGAAAUGUACUCAACAGGUUAAUGGACUACUUGAUUUACAAAAUCAACUUUCUCACGACAUUUCAAAAACAAGUCCCAUUCAUGUUCAUGAUGUUUUCAGUUACACCUCUAUCAUUGAGAAUGCACUAGCUCGUCAAAAGGUGUUUAUAGUUCUUGAUGAUAUUGAUAGUCUCAGACAGCUGGAUGCAUUACUCGGAAAGAAAGGUUUUCAUCCAGGUAGCAAAAUUAUAAUAACGACUAAAGACUCAUCAUUGAACGAGAAAUAUGCAUUAAUCAAUUCAAUAGUUCAACCCAAGCAUACGAAGCUCUUUCUUGAAGGCUUAGAUGGGCAAUCAUCAUUACAACUUUUAAGUUAUCAUGCGUUCAAGGGCAACAAUCCUAAGAAAGGUUAUGAAGAAGUGUCAAAAAAGCUUAUGGCAUAUUGUCAAGGGCAUCCAUUGGCUCUUAAAGUUUUGGGUGAGUCUUUGCAUAAGAGAGAUGUGGCUGAAUGGGAGGAACGCAUAGAAGGUCUAAAGGAAGAAAUGGAUUCCCGUAUUCAAAAGGUGUUGCAAGUGAGCUUUGACUCUAUGCCAUCUAACAACGAUAAGGAAUUGUUUAAGCAUAUUGCUUGUUUUUUUGUUGGAGAAGAUAGAAACUACAUUGAAACAAUAUUGAAGGCAUGUAGUAUUCGCACACUACAUGGGAUCACAAAUCUCAUUGAUAGAUGUCUUCUUACGAUCGGACCAAGGAAUGAGUUAAAGAUGCAUCAGUUGCUUCAAGAGAUGGGAAGAGAUGUAGUACGCCAAGAAUCACCAAACAAGCCAUGGAAGCGUAGUCGAUUAUGGUGUCAUGAGGAAUCAUUCAAUGUGUUGGAACAAAACAAGGUAACAUGCCAUUCAUACUUGUCAUCGUCACUACAGCAAAAUUAGGUUUAUAGAACACCAACAACUUCUAAGCGUCUUAAUAGACUGCUUUAGACACUACUAAAUGAAAGACUUUUUUACCUACAAACUUUUACCUGGGAAAAGUCUGUCGCUAAAGGGUGAUUUGUCACAAACCGUCACAA